Messenger RNA from Echinococcus granulosus, 813 nucleotides. RefSeq lists its product as hypothetical. The transcript has 6 exons. The record is from RefSeq and is a predicted model, not a curated record. Bases 1 to 813 code for a protein of 270 amino acids. NCBI's taxonomy places the organism in Eukaryota, Metazoa, Platyhelminthes, Cestoda, Cyclophyllidea, Taeniidae.
AUGUCAGGCUCAUUAGAGCCCUCGAGGCGGGCCACAUCGAAGAUGGUCACCAUAGUGGACCUUGACGGAGCUACAGGCCCCAUUGCAAUGCAGUGCAAGUGGAAACAGAGGGAGUUGGAAGUGCAAAUUCAAAGAAGCACGCUGCACCCUAACUUUCACCAAGAAGUCGAAGAUUCAUGCACCUACGGUGGUGCCAACAGACUGAAUCAGGGAUGCAAGUCUACUAGCUUGAGCAAAACUCCACCUAGGGAAAAUCUUUUUGCGCCCAGAUUAGGACCCCUUCAUUGCAACCAUCGUUGGUCUGGGUGGCGAAUGAUUCCACUAGCUUUUCAGUUCCAACCUAAACUGAUGGGGCAGCUCUCAUCUCUAUUGGGGCCCUGGACCUCCGCACAACGACAAGUUGGCUGUGGUGGCGCAGUGGGAUUUCCCCACAUCUUCGUAGGUUGCACGCACCUUUCUCUGUUUCCGCAUUUCUACCCCACUUUAUCUCCCUCCAUCAUUGUCGUCUCCUUGUCUUGUCGCCAGAGUCAAAGCUAUUCCAAGUAUGAAGAAGAAGAAGAAGAAAGAGAAGAAUUUUCCUACUCAGUUGUUACUUUCACUGACAACAACCACUUUGUUAUUUCAUCCCUGAGCACCAGCACUACAGUUCGACACCCCAUUCCAGUGUGGCCCGAUAUCGUAACCAUCAUCCCUCACCUCAUUGAACUCAACAAUGGGAUGUGUGAUGUGGGGAAUCGACGUCACUACUUGAACGAUGGUGAUCUCAGACGAAUCCCUCCUCAUGCAUGUGAGAAAUUUAGUCGGCACAGAUGA